AUGAGUUCAAGUUCGAAAUGGGAUACUGUAGCAUUUGGGCUAAGUUUGGCGUGUCUUUCAACUUCUUGCGUAUUGCUCAUCUCAAUUGCCACGUGGCAAUCGCAAAUUCAACAAAUUGCGCAUGAAGCGAUUGUUGAGAUUGAUGAAUUUCAGGUAGGCCUUUUGAGAACGGGAGGGGGCUUUUUUAGGCUUCAUGCAAGCUUCGAAUUGGGCUUCUAGGCUUCAGCGCCCAAAAUUUAGGACGUUUUUCAGGCGACAUCGGACAAAAUUUGGGACCAACUCGUAUUUGUGGCCACCGGUGAGACGAAUCGACAAAAACGACACGCCUAUUUGACACGUCAGCCGACGAUUCGAGUUUGGGGUGAGUUUUUUUGGCGCCAAAAAUAAAAACAAUUCAAUUUUUUUAAUAGAUGGCGGUGUAAACGGCGGAGUGUCGUCAAGCCAAAAUGGACAAUGUAAUUGUGGCGGACCACCCGGGCCACCUGGAUUGAAUGGAGAAGAUGGAUGUGAGUUUUGAAGGGCUUUUCUCAGAUCAGGCCGAAAUUCUGAAUUCCAAGAUCGGAGGGGGCCUUCACAACCGGAAAACACAGAUUUCAAAUGACAAAAACAGCAAGUGCGCUCUAUCGCACAUCCGUUUUAUUUUGUGUGCGAACACUUCGAGCGAUUUCACAGGCAUAAAUUCUUGACUUUUUUAAUUCAGAAAUGCCUGUCGCAGAAAAAAAAAAUUCUCGCGUGAUUCGGGAGGCGGGAUUUAUUUGGCAAGGUGCGGCACGUUUUUUUUUCAAGCAAUAAUUAUUUCUGAUUUUUUGCAUUUCGAAAUUUAGUGAAGAAAAAAAGAUGAAAUCGAAAAAAUUAUUUAAAAAACGUGAAACGUGUAAUCGUGGCAGAGGGCGGAGCCAGUAGGAAAAAAAAGUCAGAAAUUUAUGCCUGUGCGAUUUCAAAAAUAAUUAUUCAAUUUUUGAUAGAAUAACCAACUUAUUUUUUCCCAUUUCUAGAAGAAGCUCGGACAUAUUAUCGAAAAUCUCAUCGGUACCACGCGCUCCACCGAAAUAAACACGCAACGCAGACCGCGCCGCGCCACAACACACCAAAAAAAGGAAGGGAAUUUGAAUCGUUCCCUUAUUUCCGUGUGUUGUGGCGCGGCGCGGUCUGCGUUGCGUGUUCAUUUCGGUGGAGCGCGUGGUACCGAUGAGAUUUUCGAUAAUAUUCUACAUAGGCUGAUUCCUUAUCUCUUCUCAAAUCCCUCUAUUUUUUCAGAUCCCGGAGAACCAGGCUUACCAGGUCAAAACGGCGACGACGAUGUUUCGGUGCAUCGCCACGACCCCGACCGUUGUGCUCAAUGUCCAGCCGGUCCACAAGGCCCUCAAGGCCCUCGAGGCGAUCAAGGACCACCUGGAUUGCCUGGAGCUCCGGGAAUUGAUGGACGAAAUGGGAGACCGGGAACACCCGGAUAUCCGGGAGGCGAUGGAUAUCCAGGACAACCAGGACCUCAAGGAGAUGUUGGAGAAAAAGGUCGGGCAGGUCGAGACGGAAAACGAUAUGUCGGAUUAUCCGGGCCGCCUGGAGCAGAAGGAGCAGCUGGAGAGCCGGGAACUCAAGGACAUCCGGGAGCAAAUGGAAUUCCUGGAGGGCCCGGAGAUUCUGGAGAGGCUGGACCUCCUGGGCAACCUGGUUCGCCUGGAAUUCCUGGGGUUCCUGGGCCACCAGGACCUCAAGGAGCUCAAGGCCCGGAUGGACAAUAUUGCAAGUGUCCAAAAAAGAUUUCAGCUUGA
This is a messenger RNA of Caenorhabditis angaria, 1772 nucleotides long. The record is from the annotation of a GenBank genome assembly. NCBI's taxonomy places the organism in Eukaryota, Metazoa, Nematoda, Chromadorea, Rhabditida, Rhabditidae.